Macrobrachium nipponense is the source of this 3063-nucleotide messenger RNA. Its product is annotated as probable G-protein coupled receptor Mth-like 1. Gene Ontology annotation, cellular component: membrane. NCBI's taxonomy places the organism in Eukaryota, Metazoa, Arthropoda, Malacostraca, Decapoda, Palaemonidae. Bases 742 to 2679 code for a protein of 645 amino acids. Gene Ontology annotation, biological process: cell surface receptor signaling pathway; G protein-coupled receptor signaling pathway. Gene Ontology annotation, molecular function: G protein-coupled receptor activity. The transcript is spliced from 9 exons. The record is from RefSeq and is a predicted model, not a curated record.
AUGUCGAGGUGAAAAGGUCGUGGUAGAAACAGCGGCUGGAAACUCACGUUACCACAUUUUUCACAAUAUCGAAGUCUGGUUCGUUAUCGUACGAUAGGCCCAGGAUAGGCCUAGACUUACGAUCAUGUAAUGUAAUUUUGGGUUUGUUGUCUCACUGUCAUAUGCAAUUAAUCUUGCAUUGAUGGUUGUUGCAUGUGUUGAAACAUUGCAACACGCAACGAUUAUAUUACAGUGAAAAUGUUGACCAAAAUUAACGCGUUUGACCAGCAAGAAGAAGAAUGUACCGCUCGUCUGAAUAGUGAAUAAACAAUUAUCCAGGAAUUGACUUUUUCACAGUUUGCCCUCCCGUCUGAAUGGUGAAUUGUUUACAACAAUGAUACAAUCAGGAUCCUAGGAAUUGAUUCUAUGAUUCCAGCCGUGGUGCACUCGGGAAUAACUUUUUAAACAAUUUAUAAAGAAAUACCAACUGUGAAUCUUAUUAUUAUUGAACAAAAGACAAACUAAUUAAAAGUGCGAAGCGCCUGUGAUUCUGAACUGAACUCUGAUUUAGAAAUGAUACAAUUUUUUUUAAUUUCCCAGUUUCCUAAUCUCGCUGAAGGACACAAAGAAAAAUAAUUAUUAUUUAUGAAACGGACAAGAACAUUUGUUCUCUAACUAUCUGAAUAUAUCAGUAUAUUCGCCCCUGGUGAUAUAAAGAGCAUUAGUGGUUAUAUUAAUCGAAGACGCAUACGAGAUACAAAAAUGUCAUUAUUAUUAUCCUUGAUUUGUGCUUCGUUCCUCGUCCUACCGAUGGCGUCCUUAGUGGAGCCAGCAGAAGUCGACCCCUUCGAAGACUGCCAAGCGACGCCCUGCGUCAGCAAGUGCUGCCCCCAGGGCACGAUCCUCAACAUAACGCAGUGCGUCGAACCGGCUGACAAAAACGACCUGUGGGAGCCGACGUUCUACGACGAAUCCGCGAAGCCUCUUAAGGUUCCUCCCGCCGGAGUGAAGUUCAAACACGGCUUUCCGGUCUGCGAGAAAUUCGUCCUGACGCCGCAUUUGAACCCCGAGGACGAAUUUUUCCUCCUGGAGGACGGUUACCUGAACGUGCCCCUCUACCAAAACGCCUACGCCCCCGGGAGGUACUGCGUCGAAAAGGCGAGCGUCAGCCUCGUCGAGGUGGAGGAAGUGGCCCUCCUCUGCUUCCCCGACAAAGACGAGAGCCCCUCCGAGGAAUCGAGCAGAGCCUGCAAGGUGGCCAAGGAAUAUGUUUACCCCGUUCUCCUGAUGGUGUCCUGCGUGUUUCUAACCAUCACGCUUUUCGUUUACGUGUGGAUUCCGGAGCUCCGCGGGAAGCUCCACGGGCGGUGUCUGCUGUCCAUGGUGUCCUCGCUGCUGGCGACGUACGUCCUCAUGACUGUCGUCAUGCUGGCGGUCGAGGGGAUGUCUGAUCCUGCCUGCUUGGCUUGCGCUUUUUUGAAGCAGCUGACGAUGUUGGCGUCCUUCUUCUGGCUGAAUGUCAUGUGUUUCGACAUCUGGAGGUCGCUGAAGUCGAUGCGACCGGCCUCGGAGACGAGCGCCAAAUCCCGCCAGCGGUUCCUGCUGUACUCUGCCUACGCCUGGGGGUCGCCCCUCCUCAUCGCCUCCGUCACCAUGGUCGUGCAGACCCUAGACCCAUCCCAUAGGAACCUCGUGAGGCCGAACUUCUUGAACAACCGGCAGAUGUGCUGGUUUGAAGGUACGAAACCUCUCUGGCUUUACGUUUACAUGUUUAUACUGACUUUGACGAGCUUGGACAUCGCGUUCUUCCUGAUGGUAGCUUACAUACUUCUCAAGUCGCGGAACAACCAGCGACUCCAGAGAGCACGAAGCCAGAAUAGAGACAGGCUGUGGUUGUGUGGGAAGAUCUUCCUAGUGAUGGGCAUCACGUGGAUUACCGAAGUGAUUUCAUGGCAGCAGGGUACUUGCGAAGCGUGGAUUUUAACGGACAUCAUCAACGCCCUGCAAGGCUUCACCAUCUUCCUGGUCUUCGUGUGCAAGAAGAGCACGCGACAAAUGGUGGGUCCGAGGACUGAUGUUUCCCGCACUGGUCCUCCCUCUCUUUCUGCACGUAGUCAAAUGUCCAAUCUGUCGAAUUCCUUAGCUCAGGUCACGAGGAGAGUGUCCAAGAUGAAGAGCAACUUCUCCACCUCCUCCUCCACCAAGUCUUCCAAGAGGUCCUCCACCUUCUUCACGUCUCUGAGCCAAUCGGGGACCAGGAACACCACCUCCAGCGUCGUCUCUCACUCGGCCGAGUCCCAGAGUUUGACAGGAGCGUCAGCCGAAGGCCAGAAACAGCCCAACAAACCUAUGACCAUCAUCCGGGAGGCUGACUACACUGCGGAAGAGCUGACAAUAGAAACGCGUGCUGACGAUCCAUCACCUGGAGCUGACGAAGACUGCCCUUCCAUUCCCGAAGAACGCAGUGACCAGGAGCUUGACGACAUGACGCCUAAAUCACCGCCAGGAGACUCGAGUGAAUCACCAAUGAUCGAAGCCUCCAAACAUGAGUCUAGGCUCGAGUCUAGGGGCGAAUCUGGCGUUUCAGAGACGGACGAACUCGUUACAUCGAGGGAGGAACCAGACUUGACUUCGGAAUGUUCGAAAGCAGAGCGGCCGGAGGAGAACUCGCCCUUGUUAGCUAGAAAUAAAGACACCUAACACUUCAGUACACGAAUAAUGAGCAUGGAUCAGUUUACAGUAUUACGAAGUGACCAAGUAACGAACUAAAAAUACUGCGUAGAGCGACUUCGGAGGUGGUUGAUAAGCGCAUUUUUAAUUAGGGUACACAUCCCUUGUACUACUUAAUGCCCUUUUGUCCUCUUGCAUAAUUUACUAUGUAAAUAUUUAAAUAUUCAGACAUACUGAGACGGCCACAGUGGUUCGUACUACGUACGCUGAAUUAUACAUUGAUUUUGACCUGCAUGGUGGCUUAGAGUACUUAUAUAUACAUACACCUACGAGACAGGAACACUUAAAUGUCGCUGUAGUACCAGAAUUCACGAUACGAAAAUAGGCCGUAAAGUAAAUUUGAUUUUAAUCCAA